This is a messenger RNA of Otolemur garnettii (small-eared galago), 1122 nucleotides long. RefSeq lists its product as uncharacterized. The transcript is spliced from 2 exons. Bases 242 to 817 code for a protein of 191 amino acids. NCBI's taxonomy places the organism in Eukaryota, Metazoa, Chordata, Mammalia, Primates, Galagidae. The record is from RefSeq and is a predicted model, not a curated record.
GGGUGGGCCUCGCUUCUGAGGAAAUAAAGAGGCCCAGAACCUCCCCAGCAAACGAAAGAAUGAUUUCCAGAUACUCAAGUGGAGUGGCCUUCUGGCUACAUGAGCUGGAUGUGCUUGGCAGUCUUUCCAUCUGGCUCGCCAGUAUCCUGAGGUUAGCAAAGCAGAAGGCCAAUCUCAUGGGAGCUAAAAGACAUGUGCGCGUGCCAGUAUUUUCUGACAAACGCUCAGUUAAUUGUUUUCUAUGAAUCUUCUGAGACACAAACUGUGCACACCAGGCACCAAGAACUAUCCCCCCAAUCCCCCCAGAUCCCAAGGGAAACUUCAUAAUUACACAUAUUUGGACCAAGCAUCUCCCCCACAGGAAAUGGAUGGAUCAGCCCCUGGAGAUGAAAGAAUGAUGCAGGGCAUGGGAAAGCAGAAAAAUAUCCUGAGUGAGAAAGAAGAUGAAUCCACACAGGCGAAGCCGGAGAGCUUAUAUACUAAUAAGAGAAACUCAGAAUUUCUUGUAAGCAUACUAAGGAAAUGGGGGUCAGAAGAGACCUGGGACAGAUGGAAUUUACCAAAGUCUCUACCACAGACAUUCUCAGAUGGUGUUAAUAAAAAGAAGAAACCCAAACCAGAAUUGGUGGUCCACAUUGAGAGAGUUGCUAAAUAUCAUCACAAAGCAAUAAUUAUCCUACAGCCUGCUUGGUGGCACAACAUUCUGAAAUGCAAAUGUCAAGGGCGUGGAGUCUCAAGGAUGUUACUAAUAGGAGCUCAUGUUUUACCUUGGGUGGUCUUGUGCUCUGCCCGGUGGUCUUGUUUCUGCCUACUAUGACAGCACGAAUUGUUUCAUGUAGCUCCCCAUCCAACACGGUAUCCACUAGCUUCCUUUUAGUAAUGCACGACAACUCAUAAAAGACAGACUACCCAGAAAUGACAUUGCAGUAUUCCAGACAUUUUCUUUCUUGGUGGUGACAGUUCCAAAUCAAGCUGGCUCAGUGCUUAAGUCAAAGCAUUUUUCUAAGUGGCUGUUCAAAACACAGCCUUAGAUCUGGAAAAUCAAACUGGGCUCUGCUUCCCUCUUCCAUCAUUGCUCAUAAUAAAUAUUGAACUGCUGGACCGCAGCUAGCAGCUUAUGAU